AUGGCAGUGCCAGUCUUGAAGUUGCUCUCGCUGUAUGGCUCAAAAAUCAUGGUCAAUGUGUGCUGCGUAGAGGGUUGUAUACAAACGAAAGAUGUAAUAUAUUUUAAUGUCCCAAAUAGCCGUACAUUGCGAAAAAAGUGGCUGGAAACUUUCACACCUAGUUGUAAAGUGACAAAUCACUCGGUGGUGUGCAGUAAGCAUUUUUUAGAAGAGCAAUAUGAGACUGUUCGUGGUAAAAAGAGGUUGAAAGCAAAAGUAAUUCCAAGUAUAUUCGAUGAGACAAGUAUCCCUAAGACUAUAAAUGAAUCAGAAAAGGAAACCAAAAAUGAUGAAACUCCAGCAAAAGAAAUUGAAAAAGAUAAAGAAAAAGAAUCACCGAAGAAUAGAAUUGAAGAAGUUGUGCAAGAAAUUGUUGAAAAUAGACAAAACGGUGACAGUAUUGUGAAAAGAACCGAACCAAUAAUAUCGACAUCAGAUCCAGAAGCGAAUAAGGACAUAGAAGAAAUAAUAACAAACUACCAAAUAAAGCAAAUCCGACCUAUAAACAGAGACUUGGAAACUGACAAAUCAAUAAACUUAGAAAUCAACGGUGAAAUAGAAGAUAUAAUAACAAAUUUUCAUAUAAAACAAAGUAGACCUACAAAUGGUGACUUAGAAAUAGUACAAGAUAGAGAAAAUGGUAGUAACGGAGAGAACGAUUUUGAUAAUAUCAUUGAUGUGGAUAAUUUAAAAGAUCCAGUGUUUAUUGAAGUUUCAGUGGAUAAAGGUGGAGAACAGUCAAACAGCCAAGAUUGUUUAAUGCUAUUAGAGAGUGUACAAUGUGAAGUGGACCCCACCAGCCUCAUGCUGGAAGACCCGGACCCUGACCCUGACCCCGACCUGGAUGAUGAUGUGGUGGAUUUAGGGGAGAAAAAAGAUGACCCAAUCAGUCUAUUAACAUCGAGCGACGAAGACGACGUUAUAAUACAAGAGCCCAAAAUAGAUACAGUGGAAGUGUCCGACGAAACCGACGAAGAUGACGUGCCAUUAGUGAAACUCGUCGAAAAACCGACGAAAACGAAAAAACUCAAAGCAAAGCACCGGGCUGAAGACAACAUUGCUAAAAUUAUGUGGGGCUUAUAUGAAUUUUAUUGUGUCGAAUGCCAUUUUAGAACUACAAGCAAGUCUGAAUAUAAGAGACACUUAGCGGAACAUCCGACGGUAGUGCAAAUUUGUCAAAUAUGUGGAUAUACAACGGCCAGCAAAACUCAGUUUGUCCGGCAUAAAAGAAAACAUCUGGAUGAUAAGAAAUUUAGAUGCCAUCUGUGUGACUUCAAAGCGAGACACAACAUGAGCCUCAUCUAUCACCUCAAAACUCAUGAUUGUGUUAAAUUAGUGAACGCUAAAAAAGGUUUUAAAUGUGAAAAGUGCGGGUUUCAAUCUGAUGUUAAAGUGGAUUUGGUGAAACAUGUUAAGUUGUGUUCGAGCGGUCCGAGUAAAUAUGUGUGUGGUAUAUGCGAAUAUGAAACUAAGAGGAAGUCCGAUAUGAAAAGGCAUAAGAUGAGACGGCAUAAGGAUUAUGAAGAAGAUGAU
This is a messenger RNA of Brenthis ino (lesser marbled fritillary), 1572 nucleotides long. The record is from the annotation of a GenBank genome assembly. NCBI's taxonomy places the organism in Eukaryota, Metazoa, Arthropoda, Insecta, Lepidoptera, Nymphalidae.